Messenger RNA from Macrosiphum euphorbiae (potato aphid), 381 nucleotides. Lineage: Eukaryota; Metazoa; Arthropoda; Insecta; Hemiptera; Aphididae. The record is from the annotation of a GenBank genome assembly.
AUGGCGUCAUCAAACGAGUUUCUGGAGUCUCGAAGGUUCCAGCAGGGGGCUGCAUCAGUUAUUGACCGGUUCGGAGUUCUCUCGCUGGGCGGUCGAGUAGUUUCACGGCCACCGCCACACGCAAAAUCGAAGACGACACAAUUGCAGCGAUGGCAGAUUCAACAACGACUCCGUGUCCCGGGAGGACUGAAUAUGGUUGGGGUUGAACAGUCCGCCGGCCGAUCAAGAAUCUUCCGAAAAUCUGAUAUUACAAUUCGUCCAGAUAUUGUCCACAUCGCCGCCGUCGACCAUAACACGUCAUGUUGCCAAAACAAAUACUGUGCCGAAUCGAUAAAAAAAAAACAAUAUAUAAACACGACGAGUCGUCUUAUGAGUGUGUAG